Molecule: messenger RNA, 789 nt
Organism: Besnoitia besnoiti
Lineage: Eukaryota; Apicomplexa; Conoidasida; Eucoccidiorida; Sarcocystidae
Exons: 1
Coding region: 1-789 (262 amino acids)
Source: RefSeq, a predicted model, not a curated record
AUGCGUAGGCGUCUCGUUCUUGCUCUCACGAAUGCCGCGGUUUCAAUCGGCAAGGCUGUUCCUUCGGCGCCCGAGGCGGACUAUGACCGUCGUUCCCCCUGCGACUUGAACCGCCAGCCCCCCGUACCGCGUCCUGGCGCGAGCGCGGCCGCCCAUCCCAGCGGAGGACUCGCGCGCUCGGAUUUCGUUUCCGGUGUAGGCGGGCAACAAGAUGAGGAGGCUGGGUGCUGUGCGGAUUCGUAUGACGCGCUGAAGGGGAGCUCUCCAGGCGGGCCUGUUUCGAAGGCGCAGGCGGGCGGCGUCUCUGCGGGGCGGUUCUCCGCAGAAGCCGCGGCCCUCGAGCGCGGAUACAGGACGGGACGGGAACACAGCAGAGACCCUAGGACUAGCGAGCGAGGCGCCAAAGCGGCUGGCUUCACUAAAAAGCGAAGACGCGAAACUUCGAGGGGCAGUGUCGCCGCGCGGGAGUUGGUGACCCCGGAGUUCGUUGCCCACGCGAUGCAGUGGCUGGUGAUGCUUCCCUUCAUGAUUGUGGUGGCCGAGAGUCAGGUAAAGUGUGUGGGAAGCCACCCUGAGGUCGAACGCCUGCAGCGCGAGGCCGGAGUGGGGAGCCUGGACCGACGCCUCCGCGACAAGAAAGACGCCCAAAGUCCGAUCUUCCUCGAAUGCGAAUUCGUGGGAGCAUCAGGGCAGCGGCACAACGCACAACAAAACACGACAUACAUACAUACAUACGGCGGAAGUCGCCUGAGCCGCGACGAGGCAUCCCGACGUCGUCUGCAGCUGUGA